Messenger RNA from Cryptomeria japonica (Japanese cedar), 1175 nucleotides. Its product is annotated as small ribosomal subunit protein eS6. The record is from RefSeq and is a predicted model, not a curated record. The transcript is spliced from 8 exons. Gene Ontology annotation, molecular function: structural constituent of ribosome. Gene Ontology annotation, cellular component: ribosome. Gene Ontology annotation, biological process: translation. The coding region runs from base 270 to 1025 and encodes 251 amino acids. Lineage: Eukaryota; Viridiplantae; Streptophyta; Pinopsida; Cupressales; Cupressaceae.
AAGCCAAGAAUUAAAAAUAAAUAAUUAUAACAAAAUUACGUUGGCAAUGAAACCCUAACGGACAGCUUGGUGCCCUAAAUCUCUUCUUCUUUUGUUUUUUUGGUACUUCUCUAUUUUGCUACUCUCACUCUGCAGGUCUGGCGGCUACCACGAAAAUUUGUUCAUCAACAGCUUGGAGGAGACCUACUCAGAGGAGAGAACUUGGAUUGUAAGAGAGGUAGCGCACAUCACAGCCAUUUUCGAGUGCUGAGCUAAUCAACUCAGCAAAGAUGAAGUUCAAUAUAGCAAAUCCCACCACUGGAUGCCAGAAGAAGCUGGAAAUCGAUGACGACCAAAAGCUGCGUGCCUUUUUUGACAAGAGACUUUCACAGGAGGUCAUUGGUGAUUCCCUGGGAGAUGAGUUCAAGGGAUACGUGUUCAAGAUCAUGGGAGGGUGUGAUAAACAAGGGUUUCCAAUGAAACAGGGGGUUCUCACUCCAGGCCGUGUCCGGCUCCUCAUGCACCGAGGCACACCCUGCUUUCGUGGAUUUGGAAGGCGUGAUGGAGAACGCAGGCGAAAAUCUGUUAGAGGAUGCAUUGUUAGCCCUGACCUCUCUGUCUUGAACUUGGUCAUUGUCAAAAAGGGAGAAAAUGAUCUUCCUGGUCUGACCGACACUGAAAAGCCAAGGAUGAGAGGGCCCAAGAGGGCUUCAAAGAUAAGAAAAUUGUUCAAUCUUUCCAAGGAGGAUGAUGUCAGAAAGUAUGUCAAUACAUACCGUCGGACUUUCACAUCUAAAUCAGGUAAGAAACGUAGCAAGGCUCCAAAGAUUCAGAGGCUUGUAACACCAUUGACUUUGCAAAGGAAGCGCCACAGAAUAGCUGAGAAGAAGAAGCGAAUUGUCAAGGCCAAGUCUGAGGCAGCUGAAUAUCAAAAGCUGCUCGCAUCAAGGUUGAAAGAACAACGUGAACGCAGAAGUGAGAGCUUGGCCAAGAAGAGAGCAACAUCCCGCGUUUCUGCUGGAUCUAAACCAUCAAUUGCUGCAUAAAUUUUUGUCAUUGUCGUUUUCUUAAUGUUUUUGAGCCAUUGUUAUAAUGGGCGGCAUUGCAGACUAAAUGCAAUGGUAAAUUGAGGAAAGAAGCAAAAGCAGUAAUACUUUAUUUGUUGGGUAUUCUUAAUAAUAACAUUUGUUUUGGUA